UGCCGCUGCUGCUACUGCUGCCGCUGCUGCCUCUGCCUCCACUCUGCUCUAACUGGCAGGCAGAAAGUGCAACUGACGUGGGAAAGGUCUCCGCAGUGAGUGGAGUGGCUACAUAAAACAGAGUAAAGAGAGGCAAAACCCACAUCAGAAUGCAGGCGAGGUCCAGCCUUCUCAACCUCCUUCUUCUGUCUUUACUUGCUGGAUUAGAUCCUUCCAAGACUCAGAUUAGCCCCAAAGAAGGGUGGCAAGUGUACAGCUCAGCGCAGGACCCUGAUGGGCGAUGCAUUUGUACAGUGGUGGCUCCAGAACAAAACCUGUGUUCCCGGGAUGCCAAAAGCAGGCAGCUGCGCCAGCUGCUGGAAAAGGUGCAGAAUAUGUCUCAAUCUAUAGAAGUCUUAAACUUGAGAACUCAGAGAGAUUUCCAGUAUGUCUUAAAAAUGGAAACCCAAAUGAAAGGGCUGAAAGCCAAGUUUCGGCAGAUUGAAGAUGACCGGAAGACACUAAUGACCAAGCAUUUUCAGGAACUGAAGGAGAAAAUGGAUGAGCUACUGCCCCUGAUCCCAGUUUUGGAGCAGUACAAAACAGAUGCCAAGCUCAUCACACAGUUCAAGGAGGAAAUUCGGAAUCUGUCCUCAGUCCUCACUGGGAUUCAGGAGGAAAUCGGUGCCUAUGACUAUGAAGAACUGCACCAAAGGGUCCUCAGCUUGGAGACCAGGCUGCGUGACUGCAUGAAAAAGCUAACAUGUGGCAAAUUGAUGAAGAUCACAGGCCCUAUCACGGUCAAGACAUCUGGAACUCGAUUUGGUGCUUGGAUGACAGAUCCCUUAGCAUCUGAAAAGCAUAACAGAGUCUGGUAUAUGGACAGUUACACUAACAAUAAAAUAGUUCGCGAAUAUAAGUCCAUUGCUGACUUUGUCAGUGGAGCUGAAUCAAGGACAUACAACCUCCCUUUCAAGUGGGCAGGAACUAACCAUGUUGUCUACAAUGGCUCACUCUAUUUUAACAAGUAUCAGAGUAAUAUCAUCAUCAAGUACAGUUUUGAUUUAGGGAGAGUGCUAGCCCAAAGAAGCCUGGAGUAUGCUGGCUUUCACAACGUAUACCCCUACACAUGGGGUGGCUUCUCUGACAUCGACCUAAUGGCUGAUGAAAUUGGCCUGUGGGCUGUGUAUGCAACUAACCAAAAUGCAGGCAAUAUUGUCAUCAGCCAGCUUAAUCAAGAUACCUUGGAGGUGAUGAAGAGCUGGAGUACCGGAUACCCUAAGAGAAGUGCAGGGGAAUCCUUCAUGAUUUGUGGGACUCUGUAUGUCACCAACUCCCACCUCACUGGAGCCAAAGUGUAUUAUUCCUAUUCCACAAAAACUUCCACAUAUGAGUACACGGAUAUCCCCUUUCAUAACCAAUACUUUCACAUAUCCAUGCUUGACUACAAUGCAAGAGAUAGAGCUCUUUAUGCCUGGAACAAUGGCCACCAGGUCCUGUUCAAUGUCACCCUAUUCCACAUCAUUAAGACUGAAGAUGACACAUAAGCAAAAGGCAUUUCUUUUUAUCUAUCUACACUGUCAUUUACGAUAAACUCUAUAGGACCCUAUCUGUGUUUAUUUGUUUUUCCUUGAUUGAAUUGUCAUCAUUUCUCCAGAGCAAAGCUUUUUACUGUAUAUUUGGAGUUUCAAAGAGUAUUUUGUCUAAGUUAAUGUGUCAGAAAUACAUCUUAACUCCUAAAUUUACAGGGCCUAUCAUGCCCUUGUUGUGCAAAGCACUAAAAGAAGUUUAAGUUGCUUGAGUCAUAGUUUUGCAAAAGAUUAAUUAUUUGCCUUGUAUUAGAAUCAAACUAAUUGUGGCUUA
Phodopus roborovskii (desert hamster) is the source of this 1842-nucleotide messenger RNA. It is a transcript of the gene Olfm3, whose product is annotated as olfactomedin 3. The transcript has 6 exons. Gene Ontology annotation, biological process: signal transduction. Lineage: Eukaryota; Metazoa; Chordata; Mammalia; Rodentia; Cricetidae. The record is from RefSeq and is a predicted model, not a curated record. The coding region runs from base 150 to 1526 and encodes 458 amino acids.